AUGACCAAGCCAUCAACAUCUUGCAAGGUCGGCCCUCCUCGCAAGGCCACCCCUCCUCACAAGGUCAGCCCUGCCCAUGCAGUGAAGAUGAAUCACAAAUUUGGAAAAUCUAAGCUCCCAGAUACCUUGCCUAUUGCCAAUGGUUCUGUUGGAGAUGGAAGCCCUGAACCAUCCCCUACCAAUAAGGAUUCUGGUGCACUUGCAAUAGUCCUGAUAUCCCAGUACUCCUCAAGAAGUGCAAGCUAUGUCAGCACAGCAAAAUAUCUUCUGCAGCGUGUGAAGUUGAUGAAUAUUCAAGUGAGGCCUCUCCUGAGGGCAGCAACUAUGAACAGACCUGAUCAAGAAGUAGAUGAGGAUUGCGUCUCACCUGCACCUCCUGCUCAAAGGGCCAAGGGUAAGGGGAGGGAGCUGCCUUUCCCUGCAGAUGAUGAAGACCUACAUGAUGAAGCCAUUGAUAAGGCCGUCACCUUGGGUGACAAAACAGUUGCAGAGGUGGAGAAGAUUGCCAAGGAGUAUGGCAAAUCAACACGCAUGAUCUUGAUUCAAGCUGGGUUAGCAAUGAAGUACCCCAAGUCUUCUGACAUGUCUACAAAUGACUGGAAGCAGAUGCAAUGCAUCCAUUGGCUCAAAGACUCCAACCAGUGUGAAAACCCCAAAUUAUGGAAGGAGGUCUGCAAGUUCUGGGACGGGAGCUCCAGGACCACAGAGGAGUCCUCAAAAGCAUUAUACAACCAUGUCAUGGCUGUACAUGAUGCCUUUGGCCUCAGUUGCCAAGCUUAUUUGCACCUUGAGGAUAUUUAUGUGGGGGGAUUUGUAUUAUACACAGGGGUGUUCACUGGGUCACCACUUAUCCUGGACCUUGUCAAUAAGAAGCAAGCAGACAUCAGAGAACUUAUUGAUUACUUGACGACUGUCAUCAAAUACAAUUGCAUUGAUGAUACGGCUUCCUUGCCAUCCUUUACUUGUUUUAUGGCUCUGAAAUUCAAUCCUGAGCUUUCUUCUCCCAUCAUGAUGCUAGAAAAAUUUGCUACAGAAGGUGUUGGUAUUCUGUAUGAGGCGAAAAAUAUUCCCUGGAAAACCAUGCUCAACUCACUAUACCUUCACCAAGCACAAGUUGCUGACUGGCCUGCAGGUGUCCCUCCUGUGGGCUCUGAUUUUGUAUUCAAGGACUUGAAGACUGACAAGCUGAAGGCACUAGUUGGUCCCUACUUAAAGCAUUGCAUGGGCUCUGACUACAAUGUGGAACUUGCUCAUGUUAAACACCUGGAGCUGAAGAAGACAAGGAAAGAUAAGUUAAGUGGGGUGAAAGUUCCUGAGCAAGAAUUGAUGUUCAUACCUUGGUCAGAUGAGUCUAAAGACUUGAUGAGCAACAAAGAUUCUGACAUGUUGAACAUCCCCCUCAUCACCAACACAGAUGGUAAAGUCCAAUGCACUCUCAUGGAUUGCAUUCUGUUUAUGAAGAAUCUGCCGCCUAAUAUUGAGGUUCCAGACCCUGCUGCUUCCCCUCACAAUUCUCUAACUCCUCAGCCCUCCUCACUACUUGCCUGGUCCCCUUCUCCACCACAUAGGGAUCACUGCAAGGUCUUGCCACUUCCCCAUUCCAAAGUCACUCCUCAUUAA
This is a messenger RNA of Suillus subaureus, 1620 nucleotides long. RefSeq lists its product as uncharacterized. The transcript has 14 exons. NCBI's taxonomy places the organism in Eukaryota, Fungi, Basidiomycota, Agaricomycetes, Boletales, Suillaceae. Bases 1 to 1620 code for a protein of 539 amino acids. The record is from RefSeq and is a predicted model, not a curated record.